ACACACUUAGAAGCGAGCACUCUACACCAUGAGUUCUGAAACAAGUGGACAGACUACAGAAGGUAAAACAGAGGAAGCAGUAGCUGUUGGUACUAAACCCACUGCAGUAAAGGGGGAGUGGAAGUGUCCUUCAAAUGAUGGUCACAUUCACAGAGAAGAUGUUCGAAAGGUCUGGAAAGAAUGCCAAGAGGAAAGCUUCUGGUACAGAGCUCUCCCUCUCUCCCUGGGCAGCAUGGCUGUCACUGGCGGUCUGAUCUACAACGGUGUUUGGAAGCAAUCCAAGCGACUUGGUCCCUUUCCAAAACUAGCAGUUGCUGGGAUCCUUGGUUAUGCAGUGGGUAAAGCCUCUUACAUGAGUACUUGUCGAAGCAAGUUUCAGACGCUUGGGAUUGAAGGACCUGGAUUUGGACCUUGGUCUAAGGGAGGUCCUAAAUUUGGCCAUGGACACAGAAAGUGCCACCAUGUGUGUGAAGAGUGCAAGAAAGGGGUCCCAGCUGCACCUACAGAGGAAACCAAAAGCUAGAGACUCUUGGGAACCGUUGGUCACUGAUUGUUAGCUUUAUUGUGCUUUGUUUUCCUAUAAUGCAUCCAGUUUGUCAUAAAUCUGUUUUCAUAUGCUCUGACCUUUCUCAUAUUCAUGUCAAACCAUGCACAACCGGCCACUAGGGGAAGCUGUGCUCCUUUCAGUGAUGCAUACACAGAAUAAAAGCUACUUCACUA
Solea senegalensis (Senegalese sole) is the source of this 720-nucleotide messenger RNA. It is a transcript of the gene ociad2, whose product is annotated as OCIA domain containing 2. The record is from RefSeq and is a predicted model, not a curated record. The transcript has 7 exons. Lineage: Eukaryota; Metazoa; Chordata; Actinopteri; Pleuronectiformes; Soleidae. The coding region runs from base 29 to 523 and encodes 164 amino acids. Gene Ontology annotation, cellular component: mitochondrial inner membrane.